Molecule: messenger RNA, 632 nt
Organism: Diabrotica balteata
Lineage: Eukaryota; Metazoa; Arthropoda; Insecta; Coleoptera; Chrysomelidae
Source: the annotation of a GenBank genome assembly
AAUUAAUGUAUAUUUUGUGAUAAUAUUAUCAGUUCGUUAACAAUUGGUAAUAAAGAUUGAUUAAAAUUCACACUUAUCACAUUUGUUGAAUUUGAUGUGAAAUAUAUGCACAUACAGAAAACAUUUAUUUGAAGAUCGUUCAACAUUCUACUCUACCAUGAAAUUAGAGAUUCUUUUUAUUACAUUUACUUCGCUUGGUGUACUGUCCUUCGAUAAAAAUUCUAAAGAAGAAUUAAUCGAGCAAAGUAAAAAAAGAGAAACAUUUCGUCAGGAGUGCAAAAAGGAAUCUGGCCUUAAAGAAGUAAAAUUUCCAACUUCCGAAGUAGCUGACGAAAAGUUAACAGACUACUAUUUCUGUUACUCAAAAAAGAUCGGACUAUUAACUGAUGAUGACAAUUUCGAUAAAUAUCAACUGAAACAUUUGAGUGACAAAUUUAAUCCAGAGUUAUUACCUAAAGACAUCGGUGAGCGAUGCAGUACCAAUGAAAAAGUAACUAAGAAACAUAUUUUGCCGCUACUUAAAUGCAUAAAGGAUGCGUACUUAGAGUUUAGUAAAUAUGUGCUGAGGAAAUCAGUGCUCCAAUGAAGAACUUAAAAAUUUGGUUUAUUUUAAAUAAAGUUUAAGUGAGUUA